UUUAUUUUGCAGAUAAAAUUAAAUAAAGAGAAAGAAAGCAAAAAAAAAAAAACAAAAAAAAACACAGCACACGACAAUCAACAAAAUCACUUUUGAGUACUUGAAUCAUACCUAUAGUUAAACAAUACUCAGACAUAGAUAUUGUAUUCGAGUGAGUACAAGUAUAUUGGGGAAGUACUUACAACUAUAGUUCCAUACAUGUUUAGUGUAUAAAAUUUUAUAUUAAAGUGAAUGAAAGUGAUGUGUAGAACGAACAGCAGGCGACAGGCUGUUACGAUUAAAGAUUAAGAAAUAGUUGGCGAAAAGCUAUCGCCAAGAGCACAACACAUUUUUUUUGUCUUAAUUAAAUACUAAACAAAUAAGUGAAAAAGAAUAAAUAAAUCAACGAAAAGAAAGUGAAAUUAAUUAAUAAUUAUAAAAUGCAAACAUUUAAGUUCUUAGUAACACUUGCGGUCCUUAUAUUAUUGGGCCCUAGUGAGGGCCGCCGUUUAAACAUCAGAGCCAAUAAUUUGGUACAACAACCACCUCAAGUUGAACAACAAGACUCAACUCCACGCAGACUUUCACCCGAGGCCUAUAAUUCUCUGCGUGAUAUCUUCUUUCGUUAUGAAGAAUCUAAAACUCUGGGAGCCGAUAUAGUUUUGAAUCAAAAAGAACUACAAGCCAAUCAAAUUAUAAUGGAAGUCAAGACAAAAGAAUAUGAGGAGGGUUUAAUAACGCCCCAUUUAUUUGCCCCCUCUCAGCAUUUGUUUGCUGUUUUAGAUGAAAUCAAAGAAUCGCCCCUUUUUAAGUAUAUAUCCACCCUGCCUAAGGGAGCUGUACUACAUGCUCAUGAUACCGCUUUAUGUAGUACGGAAUAUAUAAUAAAACUUACAUACCGUGAAAAUCUAUGGGUAUGCCAGUCGAAUGAGGAUCAAAGUCCCGUCGGUUUAUUAUUUUCGAAAGAACAACCUUCACCAGAUACAGAAAACAACUGCAGUUGGGAGCUGUUGUCGAAAGUAAGGAAUUCACAAGGAGCCGAUAAGGUUGAUACAUAUUUGCGUGAACAUUUGACUUUGUAUCCAACAAUGAAAUUUGUCGAUAACAAUGAGGCCUGGGAGAAUUUUAUGGGUAUAUUUGGUCUUUUGGGCGGUUUAUUAACAUAUGCUCCCGUCUGGUCGGAUUAUUUCUAUAAUGCUUUAGAAGAGUUUCGUGCUGAUGGUGUACAAUAUAUGGAACUUCGUACAACAUUGCCAGUUCUUUAUGAUUUACAAGGUACCAAGUACACGGCACUCGAUACAGCGAAAACCUAUAAGGACACAUUGGAUAUAUUUAUGAAAGAAUAUCCAGAUUUUAUAGGAGCCAAAUUGAUCUAUGCACCCGUACGUAAUGUAGACAAUAAAACUUUUGAUGAAUAUGUAGACAUAUUGUUGAAGGCAAAGGAAAAAUAUCCCGAUUUAAUAGCCGGUUUCGAUUUGGUGGGUCAAGAAGAAAUGGGUCGACCACUUAAAGAUUUUAUACCUCAACUAUUAAGUUUGCCCGAUAAUAUUGAUUUUUAUUUUCAUGCUGGUGAAACUAACUGGUUCGGUUCUUCGGUAGAUGAAAAUCUAAUAGAUGCCAUUCUAUUGGGUACAAAACGUAUAGGUCAUGGGUUUGCUUUAGUUAAACAUCCUUUGGUAUUGCAAAUCCUAAAGGAACGCAAUAUAGCCGUAGAAGUUAAUCCCAUAUCUAAUCAGGUUCUACAAUUGGUAUCAGAUUAUCGUAAUCAUCCCUGUUCUUACUUUUUUGCGGAUAACUAUCCAGUGGUUAUAUCCUCAGAUGAUCCUUCUUUCUGGAAAGCUACACCGUUAUCACAUGAUUUUUAUAUAGCAUUCUUGGGUAUAGCGUCAGCACAUUCAGAUUUAAGAUUGCUCAAGAAAUUAGCUUUAAACUCUAUUAACUAUAGUUCCAUGAGCUCGGAACAAAAAGUGGUGGCUAUGCAGAAAUGGCAAGAGCAAUGGGAUACUUAUAUAGACAGUGUUCUAAAUAAAAAUCCCUCUAAUAGUGCCGAUCAAAUACGAUUGAAAACAAAUAAAAUCGAUUGACUAGCACGCCUGCUGUACGCUUUAUUAACUGUCUUUUGUUUUCGUUUCUAUUUAAGUUUGUAAAAAUUAAUUUAUGACCCCGAUUUACCACCUUUAACAAACAGUAAGCAUUUUUAUGGCGUUUCAGCAGUGUUUUGAUAAGCCAAGUGGUAUUUAUUUCAAAUAAGUUUUUUAAAUAUUUACAAUUUGUGUAUGACUUCUAGUUAAUUGUUAGAUUUGAUUGAUUUGAAAUUACACGUUUUUGCCUUACUUUUUAUAUGAAUUUUUUAUAUUAUCUUUUUAUUAUUUGUUUUAUUAGCUUUAAGUUUUGCUUUAACUAGAUUAGAUAACUUUUUUUUUUAAAAAAAACAAUUGUAUUACGUACAAAACAAUUUGUGCGAAAAUAUUAAGUAAUAUAUCAUUA
Lucilia cuprina (Australian sheep blowfly) is the source of this 2466-nucleotide messenger RNA. RefSeq names its product adenosine deaminase 2-like. The coding region runs from base 420 to 2063 and encodes 547 amino acids. Gene Ontology annotation, molecular function: adenosine deaminase activity. The transcript is spliced from 3 exons. NCBI's taxonomy places the organism in Eukaryota, Metazoa, Arthropoda, Insecta, Diptera, Calliphoridae. The record is from RefSeq and is a predicted model, not a curated record. Gene Ontology annotation, biological process: adenosine catabolic process; inosine biosynthetic process.